AUGGGACUUACUGUGAACAUCAAGACUGUGAGUGGGGAAACUGCCAAAGUACAGGCUCUUUACACAGAUACCGUUGAGCACUUGAAGAACAAGGUUGAAAAAUCUACAAGUCUAGGAAAGAUACGUGACUUUGUUCGGAAAGGGGUCAUUCUAGACGACUUCAAAACAUUAGCUCAGUGCGGGUUCGAAAACAACGAAUUGAUCAUAGCCACCAUAGAAAAAUCAGCACCCCCAAAGUUUGUAGCUGUGGAGAUUGAAGACAUAGAGACGUCCUCGAAGCAGGAAAGAAAGCUAGAAAAACCCAAGAAAUGUGCUACGUGUGGUAAAGGAAUCAACCUCGUCGAGCAGAACAUGCCAUGUAGAUGUAGUCUAGUUUUCUGUGAACAUCACCGGCCACCCGAGAAGCACCAUUGUCCUGUCAACAUAUCUUUGCUCAAGAGAGAACAGCUGGCUCGAGAUCUCAUGCCAAGUGAAAGUAAAGGAUCUCGGUCAACUAGCAGUUCGGCCAAGGGCAUUUUGAUCUACAAUGAGUUCGCCGCUUCACACAGGUCGAAAGCUUGUCGCCAAAUGCAUGCAGUAGCACUUGGAUUCCUGGCUGGCGGCUGUUUGUCUGCGCUAGGAGCUGAGUGGGAUGGUCAAGGAGUUCCGACCUGGAUUAAGAGAUUGGUUCUCGGAUACAGUCUUGCCUACCUCAUUGGUCAAUGGUCUCAUUCAAAAAGGAUCAAUAAUGCUUCCGGAGACGACCACGACUUUACCUACUGUCUGUGGAGCAGACAAGUAUGGCAGCAACCUUGGGGAUGCCUCAAGGCUGAAUUUCGAAACUUGGUCAGAGUGCUGGUGGACCUUGUGACCCAUGAUCGAAGGAACUGUGUGACGCGGCAUGCUCUCAAGUACAAGAAGUUUUAUGAUCCAAGUUAG
Molecule: messenger RNA, 918 nt
Organism: Guillardia theta CCMP2712
Lineage: Eukaryota; Cryptophyceae; Pyrenomonadales; Geminigeraceae
Exons: 11
Coding region: 1-918 (305 amino acids)
Molecular function (GO): protein binding; zinc ion binding
Source: RefSeq, a predicted model, not a curated record